CUCUUAACCCUAGCUCUAACCCUAACCCUAACCCUAACCCUCGCGCGACCCGACCCUCUCCCACUUCCACCGAUCGCGAAAACCUCGAACGAAACCCUCGAUCUCUCUCCUCUUCUUCUUCUUCUUCUGCUUCUUCAUCAUCUUCUUUUUCUUUUCCUCCCCCCCACUCACCUCUCUCUCGCGCUCCACCGCUCCGCCCCAGCAACCGCUCGGGCGCCGCCGUGCCGGAACCCUAGCGCCGCCGCCGGAGAAGAAAUAGAAGCCUCGCCAUCUGAACUACCAUAAUGGGAAGGAAAAACAAGCUGACCAUCACCAAUGAAAGUGAUGAAGAAGAGAAAAAACAACCCUCUUCGGAAGAAGAGGAUUCAGCAUUGAUGUCAGAGGAAGAGUUGGAGUUAGAGAAUCAACUGGCUGACAUCCCCUUUGAGGAUCUUCAGAGAGCUCGUGCUGAUGGCUCCCUCACUGCCCUCCCCGGUAAGCAGAAACUGAAGCAGAAGACUAGUCGAGCAAACAAGAAGAGGCCAAUGGAGGUGAGCAGCAAGGUGCCUACAAAGAGGUUUAGAGAAGUCAUCCAAGUGCCCAAAAAGGUUGUACGCGAUCCAAGAUUCGAAUCUUUAUGUGGAACUCUUGAUAACGAAGGAUUCAGAAAAAGAUACGAUUUCUUGUUUGAGGUUGAACUUCCUGCUGAGAAACAGAAACUGCAAAAGCUAAUUAAGAAGUCAAAAGACCCUAAUGUUGUCGAGGAAUUAAAGAAUCAUAUCUCUUGGAUUGAUAAGCAGCUGAAGUCGGUUCCUCGGAAGAAUGUUGAAUCUGAAAUUUUGUCGGAGCACAUAAAGAAGGAAAGAGAGGCAGCAAAGCAUGGGAAACGGCCAUAUUACCUGAAGAAAUCUGAAAUUCGAGAAAGGAAGUUAAUAAAGAAGUAUAAUGAGCUCAAGGAAGGAGGAAAGCUCGACGCUUAUAUUGAGAAGAGGAGAAAGAAGAAUGCUUCCAAAGAUCACCGCUACGUGCCUUACAAGAGACCCAGUAACGGCGGACAACAGUGAUGUUAAAGAAAAAAAUAUCUACUUGUUCCGUCUCAGCCGGGAUUUUUAUCCUUCCCCUUGCUUUCAUAUUUAGUUCUGCUGUUAUCUUUCUCUCUGCAGGAAGGCCAAGUAAGAACAAACUGUGAAGUAUAUUGAGAGAGAGAGAGAGAGAGAGCAAUUCUGCUGUUUUUUUAAGGUGAACUCUAGUAGCUAUUUGGAAGGCUCUUUUGCAAACUUUUCGAAGUUGCUAGAGCCCAAAUGCUCCCUCUUAUCUGUUCUCCUUUUAUGUAGGUGAGAUAUGCUGUGUCUGUACCUAAUUUGGCGGGGGAAAAAAAAAGAUUUAUUCUUUUAGCUAUUGUUUGGUUCAGGAAUAAGCAUGAAUUUUUUUAUUUU
Molecule: messenger RNA, 1415 nt
Organism: Ananas comosus (pineapple)
Lineage: Eukaryota; Viridiplantae; Streptophyta; Magnoliopsida; Poales; Bromeliaceae
Product: ribosomal RNA processing protein 36 homolog
Exons: 10
Coding region: 285-1043 (252 amino acids)
Biological process (GO): maturation of SSU-rRNA from tricistronic rRNA transcript (SSU-rRNA, 5.8S rRNA, LSU-rRNA)
Cellular component (GO): 90S preribosome; nucleolus
Source: RefSeq, a predicted model, not a curated record